This is a messenger RNA of Hypoxylon fragiforme, 1581 nucleotides long. RefSeq lists its product as uncharacterized. NCBI's taxonomy places the organism in Eukaryota, Fungi, Ascomycota, Sordariomycetes, Xylariales, Hypoxylaceae. The record is from RefSeq and is a predicted model, not a curated record. The transcript has 3 exons. Bases 1 to 1581 code for a protein of 526 amino acids.
AUGGAGCAGUUACCAGAUCAGAUUAAGAUGAGCGUGCAAUCUGUCGCGGAGUCUGUCGCGCAGUCUGACCAGAUGUUAGACAAUGAUGAUUAUUUGAGCUCCAGACGCUCGUCUCCUUCUCGUUCUUUCGACUCCAGACGCUCAUCUUGUUCUUUUAACUCCACAUCUUCCUCUACUGAUUUGACCUAUAUACCUUUCCUACCAACCGAGAUUAUAAUUGACAUUGUUGAUCAUUUCCGGCUUCCAGUGCUUGCGUACGGUCACAAGGUCCCUCCAGCGGAUUACUUGAUACUUCGCACCACUCUUCGCAACCUUUGUCUUUCCUCUGUACGCUUCUGCAGUUGCGCCAAACCACUCUUGUACGAGACAGUCAUUUUCUACUUCGGCCUCGGCCCAAUUGAUGUACAACUCGGAAACGCUUAUGGGAAUAUCGUCAAUCUUGUUCUCCUGAUCCGCACUCUAAUAACGAAUCCCUAUUCCCCCGGCUUAAUCAAGAAUAUCAUUUGCCCGGUGGAGAUUUUUGGGUCUAAGGAUAUUUCUAAGGACCAUCAAGUCUUGUUCGAUACUGCGCGUGAUGAGCCAGACAUACCAGGCAUGGACACUGAACUGGGGUGGUUUGGAUUUUUCAACGCUCAACGAUUAAUGGCCAUGCUGCUCUGCUUAGCUGUCAAUAUCGAGUAUCUCCACCUGCACCUAACCGACGGCUAUGGUUAUACACUGCUAUUCGAAAUCAUAACGACAUAUGAGGACUAUUCGGGAACACCGACCUUUGAUCGACUUUCGGCUGUGAGCCUUCACCGAGACUGUGGGUUCUCGGUCGGCGGAGCCAGGCAAAACACGGAAUUAUUCUAUUUAGGGUCCAAAAUCUCUUCACUUCGUGUCUGGCGAAACAUGGGUAGACAUGUCUUUCGAGAUGGCAUGGAAUUCGUGCAUAAUCUCCAAGAACUGAGACUGGUGGGCUAUGUCAACGCCAGAGACGUGUUCAAAAUCUGCCAAAGGGCACCCAUAUUGAGGGACUUGACAUUAAUCAUCUCGGAACCUGGCGACCUCGAGCUCGAUAUCCCACCAGAGGAAUACGACCUAAACCAUGCACUAGCCCGGCGAGCCGAUACCCUAAAAGAGCUCGAGUUGAGAAUCUACAAGUAUCACCUAUACCUAAGCCAACUUGGGGUCAAUGGACGCUUAGAGUGCCUACCCAUGCUUGAAAACCUCCAGAAUCUCACGAUCGAGCUGCCAAUCAUAUUCGAUCUGAUCGCAGAACCAACCGAGUCUGAAAUUUUGGCGUGCCUGCCCCCGAACCUGGUCUGGCUACACCUGGUGGAAGAAUACCAGAAUAUGGGGUAUGACCGAGGCCUCGAUCUGCACCUGAACUAUCUGAUCAACAAAUUGCUGGUACAAUUUGCCUUCAUGCCUUCGUCGCAGCUGAGGAGGUUGCAGCAUCUCCGCUACAGAUAUCGCCCGGUCAAUACUUCCACCCCCCCUACAGCCCUCUCCGAGAUCCAUGGGAUGUUCGGGUACAACGAGCUCACUUUCUCAUAUCAGCCUGAUGAUUUCUGCGAUGUUUACUGUGUUCCGCCUUGA